GAUCGGUGUGGGUCGUUUAGGCCCAGUGUAAUGUCUGAAACAAUUUGCAAGGGGUUAACUUCUCACGAGGUGACGUUGGGCCAUUGAAAACGGUAGCAGCUAGUAGUCGGUGUAGUAUUUAAGCGGCCGUCGCGCUUGCACCAUCAUCGAGUUUCAAUUAGUCCUUCAAUCAAUCCAGUGCAGUGAUCUCAAAAUGAAUUACUUUUUCUUUUUCUCUGUUAUCGCUGCCAUCGCAGCUAGCGUACAUGGUUGGGGUUAUCGAGCUUCGGAUCAGCGCCGUUGGGCAGUUCUCCACCCAGCAUGCGGAGGUCGUCAACAAUCCCCCAUAGCUAUCGCUGCGCGCCAAGCUAUACCCAUCUCUAUCCCAGCUAUGGAACUUAUAGGCUACCAAAAUCCCUUGCCUGGCCCUCUUACCAUCACUAAUAAUGGACAUUCCGUGGCCCUAACCAUCCCGAAAUACAGUUCUGAGGAAGAAAAGAAAGGCUUCCGUCUCCCUUAUAUAUUCGGUGGCCCCCUUGACAACGAGUAUGAAAUCGAAGGCCUGCACUUUCAUUGGGGGGACAAAAACAAUCGUGGUUCUGAGCACACCCUCAACGACAUGAGGCUGCCCCUUGAGAUGCAUAUCAUCCACAGGAACAAGAAGUACAGGAAUCUCGCCGAAGCCCUCCAGCAUCCUGAUGGUCUUUGUGUUCUUGCUUUCUUUUAUCAGGUGGUGGAAUUCGACGCGAAGCUGCUGACUCCCAUAGUGAAGAACCUGACUGCCAUCGAGAACUACAACACCAGCAUGCAGUUGCCACACACCUUCUCGCUUUCUUCCAUUCUGUCUGGUCUUGAUACCGAACGUUUCUACACUUACAAGGGCUCACUGACCACGCCCCCCUGCGCUGAGGCUGUGACGUGGGUCGUCUUCUCCGACUACCUCCCGAUCUCUGUUUUCCAGAUGGAUAACUUCCGUGGCCUCCUAUCCAACUUGAACCUACCUCUCGUCGACAACUUCAGGCAACUGCAACCUCUCUUCGGACGCCGCAUAUUCGUCCGGAUCACCUCUAAGAAUCCUAAAUUCAAAAAGACCAAGCUCCACUACUCCAAGUGGGAUUGGGUUGGACACAAGAAAGCCGAAAAUGACGUAGCCGAAUUUGAUGAGUAAAUAUAGUUAUAAGUAAAAUAAAAUAUUGAUAAACAAGUCGCUACUAAACUGCAUUCCAAAAGAUUUCCAGUCGCAUGUUCUCAAUUACGGGUAUUUAUAACAUUUAUUUGAUACCAAAUGCUGUUAUUUAAUGUUUCAUUACUUUAAAUAAGGUUGCGUGCUCUUGUAUAAUAUUGUAUAAUUGUAAAAAGUAUUAUUGAUAAUGUACGCUCCGAUUAAAUGAACGCACCGCUGUGGUGGCGCUGAGAGACGUGGGUACUAAUUAUGACAACAGCGAAAAUCUGAUACAUAUACAUCGUCCAUCGAUCACACCAGGCAAUGUUAUCAGUUAUUUUUAAAAUUAAGUAGCAUCUUUUAUAUUAGAAAUCAAUAUAG
Molecule: messenger RNA, 1522 nt
Organism: Hyposmocoma kahamanoa
Lineage: Eukaryota; Metazoa; Arthropoda; Insecta; Lepidoptera; Cosmopterigidae
Gene: CAH9
Product: carbonic anhydrase 7
Exons: 5
Coding region: 194-1147 (317 amino acids)
Cellular component (GO): cytoplasm
Molecular function (GO): carbonate dehydratase activity; zinc ion binding
Source: RefSeq, a predicted model, not a curated record